UUUAGCAACCUGAUAAGUUUACCAAGAAAGAAGAAAUGGCAGAGACAAGACAAGAAUAUGGUUCUUCUGACUUCACAGUAGAACACACUGCCUCACAUGGCAGUGUCAAAAAAUGGAUGUCUGAAAAGGAUUGUGAUAAGGAGAGUUGCUCUGCUCUUGAAUUACUGGAUUUCAAGAAUGCUUUGAAGCAGUUCCAGAAACUAGUUGAAAAAAUGGUAACCCAGAAGACAAAGGAGAGAUUAGGCUUGUAUAUUAAAGAUGAUGAUGAGAUAGACUAUGAUAAGUUCUAUACAACCACACAGACGCUUUUUGGUGCAGAAGUCAAGGAUCAUAAUAUUAAGACCUUUUUCAGGAAGAUUAGCAACAACCUUGAUGCAAGGACAGAAUGGUGUGAGAUUUUUGGCUAUUUCAUAGGAGAAAGUGAUGCCAUGUCUUCCCAGAUGAAAGAAGAAAACAUGGUUUUCCUUGUAUCUGAAAAACAGCAGAUUACUCAUGCAGUUGUCAAGAGACAAGAUGUGAUUAAGGGUAUAGUGAAGGUGCCUCAUCUGGAUUUCACAAUAACAUCCUCUCAGAAAGGAGUGCUAACUAUUUUUAACAAUCAGAUGAGGGUUCUGGCAACCACCAGUGUUGAAGAUACUGCUUGGAUCACUGGAUGUGAUUUCCUACCUCAGCUGAAAUGUGUCGUGGCUGUAACUGAAAGGACAGUCAUUGUCUGGGACUAUAAAUCAAAAGGAAGUCAGAAUAAUUGCUUUGUUAUCAAACCAAUGGAAAAUGGUCUGCUCUGCGUUUGCAUGGUGACUAUGUCAGAUCAUCUGGCUAAGGAUAAUAUCCUAAUGGGAGAUGAUAAGGGUUAUGUUCACCUGCUUACUGUGACCAGUGAUCACUUUGGAUUAAAACAAUGUAGAGGCAAAAAAGAAUCACAACUGCAGGUCUUGGACUCCAAAACUUUUAACAUUGUUAAACGCAAGCUACAUGAUGACUGGGUUGUGAAAAUUAAGUAUAUUUCUGACCUAAAUUGUUUUGGAUCCUGCUCCUCAGACAGCAUUCAUUCAUUUGUUUUGGAUGACAUAAAGCGACUAGAGGACAACUUACCUGUAAAGGAAUUUUCUGUCCCUAAAGGAGUCAAUGCCUUCACAUACUGUGGGAAAGCAAAAGUCAUUGUCACUGGGGGUCAUGACAAACUCCUUCGUUUGUGGCAUCCCGCUAUUAAUAGUAGGCCUACAGGGAAGCUGUCAGGACACCAACAUAGUGUUGUGGAAAUUGUGACAAAUGAAAAAGAUCAACAUGUCAUCAGCCUUUCCUCCGCAAAGAUUUUUAGAGUGUGGGAUAUACAGACCCUUUCACUGCUGCAGGUCUUCCAUGAUAAUCAAGGGAGUCCUGGAGAGAUGGACACCUUUGCCAUGGUAUUUGACAAUGAUCGCGGCACACUUAUCACCGGUUCAACUGUCAUUGAUAUUUAUCCCCUGACUCAUAUGAUACAAGAUACGAGACAGGUGCCACAGACACAUGAGAAGAGCAUCAAUGUUCUGGUUUAUAACAGGGCUUUUCACCAGAUUCUCACUAUCUGCUCUGAGUCAAUACUGAAGGUCUGGGACCUAGAAACAGGAUAUCAAAUAUAUCAGAUUGAAGAUGCACAUGGGCUGAAUACUGAAGUGACCUGUGCAGCCAUUGAAAUAAAUGGUUUUUAUCUUGCUACUGGAACAUGUGAUGGAGCAGUGAAAAUUUGGGAGUUUGAAAGUGGGCAGGAAGUUAAAGCCUUGCCUUUGGCCCAGCACAGCAGAGUUGGGUGUCGUCUGCUGAAGAUAGUUUAUCUGAAGGCUAAUGAGAGUCAACAUGCACUUCUUGUUUUGGAGCAGAGUGGGAAGAUGAAAAUCAUUCAGGGUAACUCAGUUCAAAGAUACCUAUAUGUCACAUGGGUGCUUCCUGAGGCAGUGUUGUUUCCACGAAGGAAUCCAGUUGUGUCUCUGUCACUGAAGCCUGACACCUUACAAACACAUGAUUUUUUCCCGGAUAUUCAGCUGCUGUCUGACACCAGUUCUCUGAGGAAUGAUACAGAGAAUUUUGUACCUUCUGUGGAAAUGAAGUGUUUUGAUGUUUUAAAAGGAGAGGGAUGCAGUUUGAUAGCUACAGGAAGUGCAAACGGUGCAAUAAUUUUGUGGGAUUUUGAAUCUGCCUCUGUGAGAUGCCUGUAUAAAAUUAAUGAAGACAGCCAGGCUUCAGUUCUUCAAGCAUCUGGAGUCAAUGUCAUAUUAUUCCUUGUACAUAGUGCUUUCUCUUCCAGGAAAAUUAGUUCCCUGCCCUCUACUACUGCUACUGUGAGGAGUGAUAUCAGUGCCAUUCCAGAGCACAAGAGCAGUUCUUUGAACCUACAUAAGGAAAAUGUAAAAAGUGAUGAAAUUAAUACUCAAAUAACAACAGCAGAAGACACAGCUAGGUAUGAGAAUAUCCAGUACUUGAAGAUGAAUGUACAGUUAUCCAAAGCUGUAGCAGGACACUCACCAAUACUGGCUUCUGCUCAUGAAAAUGGCUGUAUCUGCCUAUGGAGUAUUCAGGGAAACUUAGUGAAAGAACUUUUGCCAUUUUCAAAAUAUCCUUCGGUUCCUCUGACAGCACUAUGUACAGACAUCUCCACUAAAAUGCUUUUGGCAGGCAGUAAGGAGGGACAUGUUAUGCGCUGGAGCAUUGCCUCUUUCUUAGAAGAUCCACAAACCAGUAAAAAUCAAAUAAAGGAGGAGCUCUGCUGGAGGGCACACUCUACUGAAGUGGUUGACUUAUUUCAUGAAGAGGAGAAAAAUGUGGUAGUGACAGCAUCUAUUGAUGGUUCAGUCAGGCUCUGGCAUGCCAUGAACGGAUACUAUCUUGGUUACUUUGGACAACCUAGGAAGUUGGAAUUAUCAGAUAUCAGUCGGUUGAUUUUGCCUUGCGAUGUUAAUAACUUUCCUACUACAAUUAAAGAGGAAAGCAAGCAUAUGGAAAAGAAGAAGUAGUGUGAAUAUCCUCUCAUGCUGGACAGGGACAAGUGGAAGUCACUGACCAGAUCACCUUCAGUUUUAAAAAAGCCUAAACAUGUGGACAUAAUUCAGGACUUGAAGUUUUUCAAAGCUCUGGCUUCUCCAAAGAUCCAUAGAGAACCUUUGGAAAGUUUUGAGUCUGGAAACAGAGAGGCUGGUGCAGUAUUUGGGUCUCUUCCUAUAUAUGAGCUUGGGAAACCAUUUGAAGAGAGCAUGCCGCAAAGUCUUCAGUGGAACAAAGCUGAGAUGUCCAGUCCCACCGGACGGUCAAUGGAGACAGGUUUCAGUGGAGAAUAGGGUCAAGACAAAUAAACAUAGCAUCCAUCUUCAGGAAAGUAGAUUAGCAGGUUCCUUACUUCAAUUGUUUUCUGUGUUUUCCUAUUAUAUUUAAAUCCAUUUCAUUAUUAAGUAGAAUAUACAGAAAUCAAAUCUUUACUUCUAUUGCAGUCCUUCAUGCAGAGAAAAAAUUCUAACAAGGCCGGUGUGUGAUUAUAACAAGAUACUCACAGAAAAGCCCAUCUCACUCCACUUUUUGAUGGUUAAGAAGGAAAAGCACCUUACUAUGAUUAAUUCCUUGAAGAUUCAGAGCCAUAAAUCUGCAAAAAUUCUUCUUUUGCUAGCCAUAUAGACUUCUCUGAAGAACAAGAAUUGUUAUUCCAGAGGUACUGCUCUAACUGUUCUCUCAUGUUUCAGGAGCUUUGGUGUCCUUGGAGAGGCAAAGAGUUGAUGGGAUGUUCCAUAGGUAGCACACAUACGCCACAGUAUCCUAGUCAAAUGUCUUCUUCCAGAAACUUUUAGAUUUCCUUGUUAAUCAUGUGGAGAUAAGACAGAAGGAAGAUUGAGAACUAGGUUCAAAAGAGAAACAGCCCUAUUUAAAGAUACCUGCAUUUAGGUCACAGCAUCAUAGAACAUGCCAUCUUUAACUCUGCACUAUUUUCAGCUAAGCUAACUUUAUAUUAAUUAAACAUAAUUACAGAAACAGAAAAAGCAAAAAACAAGCAAAGCUCCUUGCAAUUGUUUUGUUAAUGCUAUGCAGACAAGUCUUCAGAAUUAUCAUUCUAAUACCUUUUAGUGCCAAUAUUUUUGUUCAGAAGAUGCCUUGACCAGAACUAUUAACAGAAUGAAAUGGCCUUAUAACCCAAAGAAUUCAUUUUCAGUAGCUCAGAUGCCUUCUGGUUUAUGCUACUUUGUUUCAGAAAUACACUAACAUGUCACAGUAGGGAAAAUCUGUUUAGAUAAGAUUUUUUUAAAUUAGUUUUUCUGAUCAAUUUACUGCCUGUCAGUUCAGGUUUAUGGGCAAAAUCCUGAUCUCUUGCUGCACCAAUUUAAGUCUUAGCUGUGCAGAUUUAAAACAGUAAAAAACACUAUAGGUCAGCUCAGUUCACCCCAAUUAUUUUCAUCAUUUUUAUUAUAUAGUACAAACCAAGCCUAGGGCAUGGUAGAUGUGUUUAAAGGAAGAUCAAUGUAUGAUUCAGGGUGUAAUAAAGGUGAAAGUAUAAUAGCAUUAUUUUAUUAUUAUUGUUAUUCAUUAUGAACUCCUUACACUGAACUGUUGUAAACAAGACCAAAAUUUGUAAAAGUUACUCAGCAUAUUUUAGGGUGAUCAGAAAUCAUACUCCUUUUCAGCAGUUGCCAGUGGCUGUUUACUUAAUGAGAGGCUAGUAACAAUGUCUUUCUGGUGGAUUUUGCGUUAGUUGAAAGUCUUAAACUAAUGUCCUAAAACCUACUUAACGGCUUCCCUAUUUUUAUGAUUGGCUCCUGAACCCUUAAUCUAAAACUGAACCUUUGGAUAGCACUAAAGAAAACUGGCAAAUGUUGGAAACUGAUCUCCUCACCAAUAUUUAAGAAACCAAUAUAUAGGUUUGUCCCUUCCUCUGUGGCACAGUAAUGGCAGAAAGCUUUGCUCUUCUUAUCCUUUUUUCUGUAUUUUCGUCUAAACAGGAAAUCCAAAUCUUUAACUAGCACAGGUAAUAAUGGUAUCAUAUUGAACAGCAUCUUUCAUCCUGUGCUGCGUAAUGAGCUGCCCUUUUGCUUGGGAAAGCACAUGGCAAAAG
Harpia harpyja (harpy eagle) is the source of this 5065-nucleotide messenger RNA. It is a transcript of the gene WDR64, whose product is annotated as WD repeat domain 64. Gene Ontology annotation, molecular function: protein binding. The record is from RefSeq and is a predicted model, not a curated record. Lineage: Eukaryota; Metazoa; Chordata; Aves; Accipitriformes; Accipitridae. The transcript has 29 exons.